Ananas comosus (pineapple) is the source of this 1034-nucleotide messenger RNA. RefSeq lists its product as uncharacterized. The record is from RefSeq and is a predicted model, not a curated record. The transcript is spliced from 3 exons. The coding region runs from base 141 to 761 and encodes 206 amino acids. Lineage: Eukaryota; Viridiplantae; Streptophyta; Magnoliopsida; Poales; Bromeliaceae.
GGAGAAUUUUUAUGUAAUUUAGCCUUUAAAAAAAUCAUAAUCCUAAAUAUUGAAUACAAAAAUUGGGCUGUACUAAAAUGCACUUUUGACUGAAGAAGCCAAACAAAUUUGUUGGAAGAUGCAGGGGUGAAGCAGAAGAGAUGGAAUCAUCAGCGGGAGGGCGGCGGCGGCCGUGGGAGGCAGCCGUGUGCACGAUCGUGGCGGCGGACACCGUCGACUUCUGCUACCGCGCCUGCUCCGUCUGCGACCGCUCCCUCCCCGCCGACUCCCGCUGCCCCCUCUGCGCCCCCCGCUCGACACCCAACCCCCCUCCUCCCUCCACGCUCCUCUACCGCCUCCUCUUUGAGUUUUUUUCUUACGAACGACGAUACCUAGUAGUUGUCGAUUGCGACGGGGGAGAAGGUGAUGGUGGUGGUGUGCUUCGACCGGGCGGCGCGCGCUCUGAUGGGGUGCUCCGCCGACGAGCUCUCGCGCUUCUGCGCGGCGCACCCUUCCGCUGCGGCGAGGGCCGGGGAGGUUCUCGAAGGGGAGAUGUGCCGGAUGAGCCUGCAGGGGUCGAAGAGCGGCAACGCCGAGCACCUCCGCGUCGCGUCCGUGGCGCCGCUGCGCUCCGGCUUUCGCCCGGUUAUCGACGCGCUCAGGAGCGUCUACGGAGUCGGUGCUUCAGAUGCUCGCCAGUAGAGGAAGAGAUGGAUGUGCUAACGAUUGGGAUCGAAAUGCGGAUAGGAUUUUGGUCGCAGGUGUUGCGUUUGCCAUUUUGAACGGGUGGUGAGAACAACUGCUCCUCCUCUUCUAGACAGAGGGAGCUCAUGAGGCAGGAAUAAAUCUCUUACUUUUGCUGGAAAAAUAAGCAAUUGGGUCGAUCUGCUGUUAGAGUAAUUUGGACCUAUGAAAAUAAUAAUCCUAUAUAAGGUUGUUCGUGGUUGUAAUCAUUAUGAAAUGAUGUGGUGCUGUUUCAUCUUGUACAAUUUGGGCCUUUUAUUCAAAUGCUGAUUAAAUAUCUGAAAGUGAAAGCAAAAGAGCGGAUUUUGUUA